Jatropha curcas is the source of this 1850-nucleotide messenger RNA. RefSeq names its product enolase. Gene Ontology annotation, cellular component: phosphopyruvate hydratase complex. Gene Ontology annotation, biological process: glycolytic process. The record is from RefSeq and is a predicted model, not a curated record. Gene Ontology annotation, molecular function: phosphopyruvate hydratase activity; magnesium ion binding. Lineage: Eukaryota; Viridiplantae; Streptophyta; Magnoliopsida; Malpighiales; Euphorbiaceae.
CCACAUCACAACCAAAUAGUCCCUCACUUUGCCACUAUCGACGGCUGCUAUUUGUCUACCCUUGUCUCGUGAGCACUCUACUAUACUACUAUAUAUAUAUAUCCCGCAGAAAAACCCUAAGAAAGUGUAGUUAAAUUCACUGGCUCAAGAAAAACUGAAAAGAAAAUCUCAGUCCGAUCGAAGAAACUUGAAUGGCUACUAUUAAGGUUGUCAAGGCCCGUCAAAUUUUCGACAGCCGUGGAAAUCCCACUGUCGAAGUUGAUGUCAAACUAUCUGAUGGAACCGUAGCUAGAGCUGCUGUGCCAAGCGGUGCUUCAACUGGUAUAUAUGAAGCUCUAGAGUUGAGAGAUGGGGGAUCGGACUAUCUCGGGAAAGGUGUCCUUAAGGCCGUUGAGAAUGUGAAUUCCAUUAUUGGACCAGCACUGAUUGGCAAGGACCCAACAGAGCAAACCCAAAUUGAUAAUUUUAUGGUGCAACAACUUGAUGGAACAGUUAAUGAAUGGGGUUGGUGCAAACAGAAGCUUGGAGCAAAUGCAAUAUUGGCAGUGUCCCUUGCUGUUUGCAAAGCGGGUGCUACUGUCAAGAACAUCCCACUAUACCAGCACAUAGCAAAUCUUGCUGGAAACAAAUCCUUGGUUUUGCCAGUACCUGCUUUCAAUGUCAUCAAUGGAGGUUCCCAUGCAGGCAACAAACUGGCGAUGCAGGAAUUCAUGAUUCUCCCUGUUGGCGCAUCGUCUUUCAAGGAAGCUAUGAAGAUGGGUGUGGAAGUGUAUCAUCACCUGAAGGCUGUGAUAAAGAAGAAGUAUGGACAGGAUGCCACUAAUGUGGGAGAUGAAGGUGGCUUUGCACCAAAUAUUCAGGAAAACAAAGAGGGUCUUGAAUUGCUGAAGACUGCCAUAGCUAAAGCUGGAUAUACAGGAAAGGUUGUGAUUGGGAUGGAUGUUGCUGCUUCAGAAUUCUAUGACAACAAAGACAAGACAUACGAUUUGAAUUUUAAGGAAGAGAACAAUGAUGGAUCGCAGAAGAUUUCAGGCGAUAGUCUGAAGAAUGUGUACAAGUCAUUUGUUACUGACUAUCCAAUUGUAUCCAUUGAGGAUCCCUUCGAUCAGGAUGAUUGGGAGCACUACUCAAAGUUGACGGCUGAAAUUGGUGAGCAGGUGCAGAUUGUUGGUGAUGAUCUGCUUGUUACAAAUCCCAAGCGGGUGGAGAAGGCCAUCAAAGAGAAGACCUGCAAUGCUCUUUUGUUGAAGGUGAAUCAAAUUGGUUCAGUUACUGAAAGUAUUGAAGCUGUGAAAAUGUCCAAACGUGCUGGAUGGGGUGUAAUGGCUAGCCACAGGAGUGGUGAAACUGAAGAUACUUUCAUAGCAGAUUUGUCUGUUGGAUUGGCCACGGGACAGAUCAAGACCGGAGCUCCUUGCAGAUCAGAGCGUCUUGCUAAAUACAACCAGCUUCUCAGGAUAGAAGAAGAGCUAGGAUCUGCUGCAGUCUAUGCUGGAGCAAAUUUCAGAGCACCGGUUGAACCUUAUUAGGGCACUACCAGGCUGCCUGUUUUUAUCGGGCGCUAUCUUGUUAUUUAGUCUUGAGGCAGUAUUUUAAUAAGCACAUCGAAUCUGUACGCAGGAACAUGGUUUUUGCAUUGCAGAUUACGGUUCUUACCAGCAGAGAAGUUGAAAACCUGAUUCUGUAAAAUUGUUUUUACAUACCCCGAGUUAGUUUUUAUGUGGGAAUGAUACCUUGAGUUUGAUUUUGUUUGUUAAUGCGAUGCUUGAGUUCCGUCUCUACGAAGGAAAUCCUUCAGCACUCAUAGCCUUUGAGCUGAUAUAGUCUAUUAAAUAAUCAAUUUUAUAAUA